Messenger RNA from Schistosoma guineensis, 1950 nucleotides. Lineage: Eukaryota; Metazoa; Platyhelminthes; Trematoda; Strigeidida; Schistosomatidae. The record is from the annotation of a GenBank genome assembly.
AAUAUAAAGCAUCUUUAGCCUCAUAAAACAUUUACUGGUCAAUGGUUUUAGUAUUGCUAAUUUUCGAUCAUCAUUUCAAGUGUCUAGGUUUGUGUUUCUCGUAAGUUUGAGAAAUUAAUAUCAUGUAGUUUACAAGCGCAUUGAUUAAAUCCAACAAUUUGCAGGUUUAUGGGCUCAUACUGAUAAUGCUAAUAACAUUACUGAUUUUCUCAGAGCGAAGUAAUUAGAGUGAAUCGAAAUCUCUGGAAUCCAGCAGUUGUCAGUCAUUACUCUACAAUGUCAAACACAUCAUGAAUACAGCUAGGACAAUUGUUAGUCUGAUUCGUAUAUUAUAAUUGUUGCAAUUUGAUGUUAGAUUUGUAAGUAAAUUUUAUCUGGAACCUAAUUCUAAUUUUACAGUUUAUAUCUUAUCAAGUUGAUAAAUAUUUACUAAACCGAAUUCUCCAGUAAUUUAUUUUGUUCAUACGUUUCCCCCCCAGCUAAUAGGUAUUCCAAUUCUUACAACGUUCAAGCCCGAUUAUGUGUUCUAUUCAUUCGUUCACAUCAAAUCAAAUCGAGAAAUUACGUGAAUCUCUUCUACUUUGGUAUGAUAGAUCCAAACGUGAUUUGCCGUGGCGUCGAAUGGCCUUGAAUCCGGAUCCCAAUUUACGCGGUUACGCUGUCUGGGUAUCGGAAGUUAUGCUUCAACAGACUCAAGUAAAAACAGUUAUUGAUUAUUAUGAUCGAUGGAUGAAAAAAUGGCCUAGUGUUGAUCAUCUAGCCUCGGCUUCGUUAGACGAUGUCAAUUCUCUAUGGUCUGGAUUAGGUUAUUAUUCCAGAGCUCGCCUACUACAUAAAGGAGCGAAAAAGAUUGUCAAUGAAUUUAAUAGUAUUUUCCCUCAAUCUGCCGAGGUUUUAAAGCAUUCGAUACCUGGUGUUGGACGUUAUACAGCUGGAGCAAUUGCAAGUAUUGCGUUUAAUCAGUGUACUCCUGUUUUGGAUGGAAAUGUAAUUCGUGUUCUAACACGUUUACGUCAAAUUGGUUCCCCUGUACAAUUACCUACUUCUAUGGAAUAUUUAUGGAAUUUGGCAACUAAGCUAGUCGAUCCUAAUCGACCUGGAGAUUUUAAUCAAGCUUUAAUGGAAUUAGGUGCAGUUUGUUGUACACCGAAAAACCCUGAUUGUAUGAAAUGUCCACUUAAUAAAGUUGGUUUAUGUGAAUCAUAUAAACAGGCUAAUGCAAGCAAAAGUGAUUACAUUUCAACUGAUCUUGAAGAUUGUCAUUUGUGUAUUAAUAGUAGUGUUUAUCAAAAAAGUCUUGGAGUAAUGAAUUAUCCUGUGAAACUUAGCAAACGUGAACCUCGUAAACAAAAUACAGUUAUUCUAAUCACACAUACUUCGAGAAAAGAGAAUGAAGCACUAAAAAAUUACUACCUACUUUUACAACGACCUAAAACAGGUCUUUUGGCUGGUUUAUGGGAAUUUCCAAGUUACACUAUUGAAGAUGACAAAUUGACGAGUGAAAUUCAACAAUCAUUUAUUCCUUUAGUUAUUGAUCGAAUUACAAAUGCGUUGAAUUCCUCACUGAAUAUAACUUCAAUUAAUGAAUUAAAUGUGAAACCUAUUGGAGAGGUUCUACAUAUUUUCUCCCAUAUACACAUGACGUAUAUUGUAUUCGAAUUGAAAGUUGAACAACAACAACAAACAAUUCCUUCUGAGUGUUUAAACAAUUCUAAUACUACUACUACUUGUGAUUGGCCGCCAAGUUUAAAUUCCGGUCGAUGGGUUAGUCGUGAAGAUUUAAACGACUCAGCUAUAUCCACUGCUACUAGAAAGGUGUUUGCUCAUUUUGAAAACUCCAAAUCAUCACAUUCUGAAGUUGAUAAAAAUCAAGGAAAAAUCAAAAGAACCUCUACAAACAAACAAUUAUUGAAUUCUAAACAAUCAAAAUUAGAUCAUUUCUUUCAUUAG